Theobroma cacao (cacao) is the source of this 872-nucleotide messenger RNA. The record is from RefSeq and is a predicted model, not a curated record. NCBI's taxonomy places the organism in Eukaryota, Viridiplantae, Streptophyta, Magnoliopsida, Malvales, Malvaceae.
CGCUUCUUCCUCUCAAAAAUUCAUAGAUUACAUCUUCUUCACUCUGUCAUCUCUGCCUUCUCAGCUUUGUCUUCAAGUCGUCACUGAUGGAUUUUAGAGAAUACGAGAACCUUGAAGCUUCGCUUGUUGUUACGAGGGACAAGUGGGCCUUCAAAGUCGGCAUUACCACUCACUGUAAGUGGUCACACCUACAAUACAUAAAAAAGACACUUCUAGCGGUAGGGGAGUACAAUGCCGUGAAGGCUACGUGCUUCGGCAUGCUGUUGGACGUAUAUCCACAAGGCUUCUUCUGUGCUGGUCUCCUGCAGAACAUCAUGCAACGCAGAAUCACUGAACCAGACGCAAUGGAGCAUGAGUUCUGGUUUGCCAUAGGCAAGAUCAAGGCUCGCUUCUCCAAGCGUGAGUUUUGCCUUGUGACAGGAUUGAAGUUCGGCCCCAUGACAGAUGUUUUCUCACGUCUCUACAAGCUAGUCCCUGGAGGAAUUCACUCCAGAUACUGGAAAGGGAAGAAUGUGAAGUUGUUGACAGUGCUUAAGAGGUUCCAGAAAGGCAAAUUUGAGCAGUCAGGAGACGCAACAAAGAUUGCCCUCGUCUUGCUCGCAAAUAAUAUAUUAUUCGGACAAGACUAUAGAAGAUGUGUAACGCUGUGGCUGUUGAUGUUGGUCGAGGAUAUUGAAGCCUGGAAUGCAUUCCCAUGGGAUCACUAUGUAUGGAGGUUGACUGCGGACUAUUUAUUAAGGGGGUUUGAAGUUCCUCCAGUAACGUCGGAGAAGCCUAAACUUUUCCGCUACAACCUAUACGGAUUUGUAUGGGCGAUACAAUUAAUGUUACCUAAUGUUUUCCAUUUUCCUUUUCUCAUAAUAUUUUAUUAA